UGAAACUGGUCGAAGGCUGACAUGACGGACGCAGCGACUCUUGGAGACAGCAGCAACAUUUACCAUGAGAAGCAGUUCCUCAUGCGCUGCGGGCUUCAUUCGGUCAACAAUAUGCUGCAGCGGAGGGCAUUCAGUGCCAACGAAUUCGACGCCAUAGCAGAAACACUCGCACAGACGACUGAUUCAACGUGGGGAUUCAGCCCCUACCGAGCUGUACUGGGAAUCGGUAACUUCGGGGUGGACGUGUUAACCACGGCACUGCUUCGCUAUGGGCACCGAACGACCUACUUUGACCGACGCAAGUCUCUCGACUCCAUCGACUUGUCAUCUGUGAAAGGUCUGCUGUGCAACAUUUCUUCGAGCCGCAUGCUGGGCCUUUGGCAAACCCGACAUUGGUUUACCAUCCGUCAGAUCGAUCGUGUGUAUUACAACCUCGACUCCAAGCUGCCAGCUCCUGUGGUACGAGUGGCUCAGACGCCGAAUUCACGCACCCCUGUCGUAGCCAUUUGCAGACGCCGCUGCAGUCCUCCACUUCCUCCAGUCACUCCCUCCAUCAGACACGACAAUUCUGCUCGUUGCCGAGACGUCUCCCCAAGAGUCGUCUAAAAUGAUACAACACAGCGAAAAUCUAUACAAUGCGUGACAGGUCUACUAUUCCAGACUUAAAGAAUGCGGUUCCCCAGAGCCGACCCGAUGAGCAGCAGCGCCAUGUCGACCGUGAUCGCCGCGCCUUUG
Molecule: messenger RNA, 735 nt
Organism: Aphanomyces invadans
Lineage: Eukaryota; Oomycota; Saprolegniomycetes; Saprolegniales; Verrucalvaceae
Exons: 4
Coding region: 22-606 (194 amino acids)
Biological process (GO): protein deubiquitination
Molecular function (GO): cysteine-type deubiquitinase activity
Source: RefSeq, a predicted model, not a curated record